Molecule: messenger RNA, 2016 nt
Organism: Salvia splendens (bonfire salvia)
Lineage: Eukaryota; Viridiplantae; Streptophyta; Magnoliopsida; Lamiales; Lamiaceae
Exons: 3
Coding region: 1-2016 (671 amino acids)
Source: RefSeq, a predicted model, not a curated record
AUGAUAAGGAAAUGCCCAAGUCAUGGUCUAGCUCCGGGGCAUGACCUCUUGAAAUUCUACAAAGGUCUCAACAAUGAGGGCACGGGACUAGUCACUGCAGGCUCAAACGGGAAUUUGGAUGAUCUAACACAUGAUGAAGUGAGAGCCUUGUUUCAAAGGUUGGCCAACAAUCAAAGGAAUUGGCACAAUCCAAGAAGAGGAGCUGAUAAGGCAGGAGAUACGUUUGGUGCUACAAAGGAUGCGGAAAGAGUGACCGCAAUUGAGGCUCAACUGGCGGACAUUAGCACUCAAAUGUCGUCGAUGACAAAGGCAGUUAAAUCUCUUCAAUUGACUCCUCAACCCCAAGCUGUGACUUGCCCAAGUCUUCAAGGACCUCCCGUGGAGGAUGUGAACUACAUUGGUAACAAUCGCCAAGGGUUCAACCAAGGCAACCAAUACAACAACCAGCAAAAUUGGAGGCCUCAACAAACGAGUUGGAAUCAAGCUGGUCCUAGCAAUAACUCGGGUAAUCAAUGGAGGAACAACACUCAACCCCCGGGUUAUGAGAAGAAGCCAUCCGUCGAGGAUCAAUUGGGACAGAUUCUCUCUUUUAUGUCUAAGAGUCAAAAGGAGAACGAAAAUUUCAAGGACAAGACAGUGGAAAAGUUUGGACAGAUGGAGGCUAUUAUGAGGAAUCUCGAGACUCAGAUUGGACAGCUAGCUACAGCAUCACAUACGAGGAUUCCUAACACCAUCCCAAGUAAUACUGUACCCAACCCGAGAGGCAAUGAACAGUGUAAGGCAGUGGUCUUGAGAAGUGGUCGUGAGUUGGAUUCGACACCAUCAAUGGACGGCCAAGAACAGGCUGCAUCCGGCAGCAAGGGACAUGGUGUAGAAUCCGAAGUAAGUGAAAGGUUGUCAGCAGAAGAGAAAGGAAAGCAGAAAGCAGAAAUGGAAUCAAAGAGACAGAUGAUGACAAGUCCAGCACUAGAUCCGAAAAGCAAGUUCAACUUCCCCGAUCAUAUUCCUCCUCCACCAUGUCCACCCAAGAGGAAGAAGAGGGUCCCUAAAGAGAAAAGCUUUGAGUGGAUGAUGAACGUGAUCCGGAAAGUGAAUGUGGAUGUCUCAUUAGUGGAUCUCUUCACUAAUUUCCCCAAGUUCUCCAAGUUCUUCAAGGACAUGAUGGAAAAUAAGGAGAAACUUCAAGAUGAGGGGAUAGUGGCAUUGAGCAUGAAUUGCUCACAAUUGAUUUCGGGAAUGAUGCCAAUGAAGAAGAGGGAUCCCGGAAGUUGUGUGAUUCCUUGUGAGAUCGGGAAUACAAUCUUCACAAAAUGCCUAUUAGAUCAAGGAUCGGGGAUCUCACUUAUGGCUUUGAAAACUGCUAGAGCCAUUGGAUUAGAGAAGAGGAUGGAACCCAUCGACAUUGCUCUACAAUUGGCUGAUCACUCCAUUGUGAAGCCCACUGGAAUAGUAGAGGAUGUCUUGGUCAAGGUAGACAAAUUCAUCAUCCCUGUUGAUUUCAUAGUCUUGGACAUGCCCGAGGACAAAGAGGUACCAAUUUUGUUUGGUAGACCGUUUCUUGCCACGGGAGAUGUGUUGUUAGGAGCUAAAGACAACUCUGUCACGUUUAGAAUUAAUGGUGAGCAAGUGACCAUUAAUGUGGAGAAAGCAAUGAAGCAUCCUAGUGAUGCAAAAGCGUGUUUUAGAGUUGAUGUCCUUGACAAGUGCAUCUUUGAUAAGAUGUGUUGCUCAGCUAGAAUGGAAGGAAGCGUAUAUGAUAAGGGGAGUUUGGAAAGAGACUUUGGUUCGACAAUCAAAGUAGAUUUUGAUGAAAGUGAAGAUGCUCAAAUUGAUCAACCAAAUCUAGAAAAUGAAUGUGUGGUGGAUACUUUUGUAGAUGAUGUGAAACCUUCAAUCGAAGUACCACCAAAGCUUGAAUUGAAGCCACUCCCAACGAAUCUGAAAUAUGCCUUCCUUGGUGAGGAUGAAACGUUACCGGUUGUAGUAUCGGCCUUGUUGAAUAAUGAAGAGGAAUAA